GGAACAGCUGACCGUGCUGUGGGUGGUGCGAGCGACUGCUCUCUAUUUCGAACAGUUGCAAACCCGUUAGCAAAAUAAUCGAGACACACCAUUCUGAAAUUUAGUACUUCUUAGGCAUCGAUAAUCAGUAACACCACAAUAUGGCUGAAACGGACCCCAAGUCGGUGCAGGACCUUACCAAUGUGGUUCAGACUCUGCUGCAACAGAUGCAGGACAAGUUCCAGACCAUGUCAGACCAGAUCAUCGGGAGGAUUGAUGAAAUGAGCACGCGUAUUGAUGACCUGGAGAAGAACAUCGCUGACCUGAUGACCCAGGCUGGUGUUGAAGAGAUUGAGGCAACACCGGAAAAGGCUAAAGAGGGUCAAGGCUCAUAAUGAAGGUCCCAAAGUAACCGGGUGUGAAGUUGGUCCUAUAUUCAGGAGCAGCAGGCUUUUCCAUUCUGAAAAUGAGUUCCAUUGAUUUGGUGUGUCGUAGUGUGAAAUGCUUUUUUAUAUACUGAAUAUUGUGAUAAACGGUUACAGUUAUGUAAUGACUUGAAAAGUUGAACGUUAUUUGUAAGCUAGAAUAGUGUGAUAUGCCCUUCAGAAACUAAAAUGCUAUUUGCCGGAAUGCAGCUUAUGGAUUUUGUGCACUGACCUGGAGGUUACUUUGCUGCCAUCUUAUAUCGUAAUUAAAUCUGAUGAGGUGGUGGCUUAUGGAGACAGUUUUGCCCUAGCCUGUGUACAACCCUCAGGUUAACAGGCCAGUAGAGCCUCCAUCCUUACCAACAUGGGAAUGGGCAGUGUGAGGCCUGCAGUGUUUUACAAACAGCAUUGUUACUACCAAGCUGUGGGAUGCAUUCCAAUUCUGAAUUCUAUUAAAGCUAUUUAAUACAAA
Molecule: messenger RNA, 876 nt
Organism: Scatophagus argus
Lineage: Eukaryota; Metazoa; Chordata; Actinopteri; Scatophagidae
Gene: hsbp1b
Product: heat shock factor binding protein 1b
Exons: 4
Coding region: 141-374 (77 amino acids)
Biological process (GO): cellular heat acclimation
Cellular component (GO): nucleus; cytosol
Molecular function (GO): transcription corepressor activity
Source: RefSeq, a predicted model, not a curated record